AUGAGUUCAAUUAAUGUAGCAAUCAAGUACGUCUCCUCCUCUCCCCUCUCGUUGCCUCGACUCCUCUUCUCGAGCUAUGUCAUGUAUCAACCUCAGAACUGCAGUUACACAUUACACAAUCCCAAUGGGACAAUAGAAAGCCCUGGAUACCCUUACGGCUAUCCUAACUAUGCCAACUGUACAUGGGUCAUUGUGGCGGCGGAGCACAACCGGAUACAGCUGGUGUUUCAAGGCUUUGCCCUAGAGGAGGACUUUGACAUCUUGUCUGUAUAUGAUGGGCCGCCCAGCCCUGGAAACCUGCGAACAAGGUUAACUGGCUUCCAGCUGCCUCCACCAAUUGUGAGUACGGGCUCCAGGCUCACACUGUGGCUGCUUUCUGACUAUGCGGUCAGCGGGCAGGGAUUCAAAGCUGCAUAUGAAGCUUUGCCCAGCUACACUUGUGGUAAUCCUGGAAAGCUACUCAACGGCCACCAGCAGGGGUCUACUUUUAAUAUCGGGGACAAGAUCCGCUACAGCUGCAGCCCGGGCCAUGUUCUAGAGGGUCAUACCACCCUGUCCUGCCUUGCCACUUCAGCUGGUACUGCUGCCUGGGAUUUCCCCCUUCCUUACUGCAGAGCGGAUGACGGAUGUGGAGGGACCCUACGGGGCCAGAGUGGGGUGAUAACUACUCCCAAUUACCCAUCUGAAUAUAACAACAAUGCCGACUGCACCUGGACUGUGCUGGCUGAGCCGGGAGACACCAUUGCCCUGGUUUUUUCUGACUUUCAGCUGGAGGACGAUUAUGACCUUCUGGAGGUCAGCGGCACUGAGGGUUCUUCGCAGUGGUGA
Messenger RNA from Oreochromis aureus, 828 nucleotides. RefSeq names its product CUB and Sushi multiple domains 1a (gene csmd1a). The coding region runs from base 1 to 828 and encodes 275 amino acids. Lineage: Eukaryota; Metazoa; Chordata; Actinopteri; Cichliformes; Cichlidae. The transcript is spliced from 5 exons. The record is from RefSeq and is a predicted model, not a curated record.